CACGCCGCCGCCGCCCGCCGUAGCAUGGGUGCUCCACGCGCGCGGCGCUGGAAGCUGCCGCUUCCGCCCUUCCCCAGGGCCAAGCGCAAGCCGGCACCUCCGUCGCUGCCGCCGCCGCCGCCACCACUGGCUGCGGUCCCGUCCCCGCGGAAGGAGGAGGAGGAGGAGGUGGUGGUGGUGGUGGUGCCGGAGGAGUUCCUGUGCCCGAUCUCCGGGAAGCCGAUGGCUGACCCGGUCAUCCUGCCGCCGGGGAGGACGUACGAGCGCGCAUGCGUCGAGGCAUGCGCGGAGCUCCAGCUCUGCCCUCCCGGGGCCUCGGUGGCUGGCGCCGCCGCCGCCGCCGCGGCCAUACCAAACAACGCGCUCAAGGCGGCCAUAGGGACGUUGCACGAGCGGUCGGGGCGAGCGGCGCCUGCGGCGCCUUCCGCCGCGGAGGCACGGGAGGCGGUGCUCCGCGCGGUUCCUGCGGCUGCGGUGCGGACGAUGGCGGCGCCGGCUGUGCCGACGAUGGUGCCCGCGAGGUCGUCGUCGAACCUGUCGUGCUCCUCCCGCGCGUCCGCCGCGUCGACGUCCUCGUCCGGGUCGUCGUCGGAGAUGGCUACGGUGGAGGUUGUGGAGGUGGCGCGCGUGAAGGACGUGGCGGGUGAGAAGGAGGUGCCGGUGUCGCGGGUCGCUGAGGCGGCGGAGGAGGUGGAGGUAGUUGCUGUGGUGGUGAAGGUGGUGGAGGCAGGGGACGAGGACCAGGUGGAGACGGCUAUGGCGGUGCUGCGGCGGGAGACGCGGGAGAGCGCAGAGAGGAGGCGAGCGAUCUGCGUGCCGCGGCUGCUCGCCGCGCUCCGCCGCGUGCUCUUCUCCAAGCGCCACACGGCCAAGGCGCACGCUGACGCCGCCGCAGCGUUGGCCAACCUCACCAUCGAGCCGGAGAACAGGGUCCCCAUCGUCCGCGCGGGCGCCGUUCCGGCGCUCGUCGAGGUGCUCUCCUCGGGCACCGCCGCAUCACCAGAGGCGUGCGAGCACGCGGCCGGCGCGCUCUUCGGCCUCGCGCUGCACGAGGGCAACCGCGCCGCCAUCGGCGUGCUCCGCGCCGUUCCCCCGCUGCUCGACCUCCUCACGACCCGAGAGCACGCCCCGCGCGCGCGCCUCGACGCCGGCAUGGCGCUGUACCACCUCUCCCUCGCCCCCGUCAACCAGUCCAAGCUCGCGCGGGCCCCCGGAGCGGCCAAGAACCUGCUCUCCAUCGCGUCCGACUCCACCGCCGAGCCCAUGCACAUCCGCCGGCUGGCGCUCAUGGUGACCUGCAACAUGGCCAAGUGCGCGGAGGGCCGGGCCGCGCUGAUGGACACGGGCGCGGUGGCGACGGUGUCCGCCGUCCUCUCCGACGACACCCACCGCUCCGAGCUGGAGGAGCUGUGCGUCGCGGCGUUGUACGGCAUGAGCAGGGGGAACCCGCGGUUCCGGGGGCUCGCCAGAGCGGCCGGCGCGGACCGACCCCUCACCCUCAUCGCCGAGCGAGCCCCCGCCGGCGAGCACAAGGAGAUGGCACGGAAGGCACUGCGCGUAGUGCUGGGCCUAGGUGACUACAACGACGGCGACCUGCCGGGCUGCAUGAACAGCGAGGGCAAUGCCGCCGCCGGCAUCGCCGCGUCAUCGGCGCCGGUCCACCGCCGGCGCGCCGCGAGCUGGGCUGCUGCUCCUCCUGCCCCGUCCCCACCGAGUGAUGCUCGUGAUCAUCACUGGCGAUCAGUAUGCAUCGAUUGAAGCUAUGUUCUGGAGCUAAAAAAAAAAACUCUUUUUUGGUUAUCUGCUCAUCAGAGUGUUCAAUCAUGCUGUGUUCUCGAGUCAUUUUUUGCAUAAUUGCUUGGUGAUUUGUCACUUUGGAUGGCUGGUUAAACUUACUAGAGACAGAUUGUGAGUUGUUGGAAUAUGAUGCAUAUAUGUGUGUGUCUGCACUCUGUACUGAUAAUUUGUUCCAUUGUGUGUCUGACAAUUUGUACAUAGGUGUCCAUGUCUGUUUCAGUGUUGGUUGUUGCUUGCAAGUUUGUGCAUGCCAUUCUCUGUAUAAUUGCACUCUUGAUUUCUUCUAUGUACUGUAGUAAUGGCAAAGCAUAAGCAUAAUUUAAGGCUAAAACCCUCCUACUAAUAGAAUACCAAAGAGGAUUAUUUCUAGGUUGGUGUGAGUUGACAGUUGAAUACUGGAUCAUCUGAUAAAAGAAGAGCUUUGUCUAGAUUGGUUGUCUGCUGAGCAGACUCCCAACCAUAAACAUAGCUUUGCUUAU
Molecule: messenger RNA, 2276 nt
Organism: Oryza brachyantha (malo sina)
Lineage: Eukaryota; Viridiplantae; Streptophyta; Magnoliopsida; Poales; Poaceae
Product: U-box domain-containing protein 39-like
Exons: 1
Coding region: 25-1758 (577 amino acids)
Biological process (GO): protein ubiquitination
Cellular component (GO): nucleus; cytoplasm
Molecular function (GO): protein binding; ubiquitin-protein transferase activity
Source: RefSeq, a predicted model, not a curated record